Mycetomoellerius zeteki is the source of this 1539-nucleotide messenger RNA. RefSeq names its product mitochondrial ribosomal protein S5 (gene mRpS5). Gene Ontology annotation, biological process: translation. Lineage: Eukaryota; Metazoa; Arthropoda; Insecta; Hymenoptera; Formicidae. The record is from RefSeq and is a predicted model, not a curated record. Gene Ontology annotation, molecular function: RNA binding; structural constituent of ribosome. The transcript is spliced from 6 exons. Bases 110 to 1453 code for a protein of 447 amino acids. Gene Ontology annotation, cellular component: ribosome.
AAAAUACUGGGUGGCUCCUCUCAGUUUUCUCUGGUUUUAUUAUCGACUAAUGUCGAGUAAGUUCAAUGAAAAUCUCAAUGUAAAUAUUGUAAAUUAAUAAAAGUUAAAAAUGAUUCGAACGUGUUUAUUACGUGUUUGUGGACUUGUGAAAAAUUCGCCAAGAAACGUUUCAUCUGUGAGCAACGAUACACGUAAUUUAUUUACUGUUGAUUACAUAUACUCACAUCUGUUAAAGACGCACAUCCCUUUGGUACAUAGUACGAGGAAUAAGACAUUUUUCGUAAAUAAAUCUGCGGAUGAAUUGUGGAAGGGUGUGACGAGUGUCAGUAAUGCAGGAAGACUCAGAGGUAGAGCAAAAGGCUUACCAAGAAAGAAAGAUUUAAACAAGGGUCAGAUUAUUGGAAUAGGAAAAGUUUCAAUGCAAUUCCCUGGUCUCAAUACUCCUGUGUUUAGAGGAAGAGAACUCGUUCAUCAGCAAAAGCUACCUGUUGAUCCUGAAAGAGAAGAAAGGCUCGCCAAGCUACGGCAGAGCAUUCCGAUGAGAAAACGGAUGAAAUUAUCACGUUUGGAACAAGGUUGGACAAGCGCUCAUAUUGGUGGCAGAAAGAUUGGACCACCUGAUUCUAUUGGAGGAGAUACCUUUGAUGACUUUGAAACUUGGGUACUGGAAAGCAAAAUAGUAACUCAUAUGACUGGUAAUUUAGGACGCAAGAGUAGGAUCAGUAUAUUUGUCGUAACAGGAAACGGAAAUGGUCUAGCUGGAUUUGCACUAGCAAAAGCACCUGUACAAAAAGCAGCGAUGAAAACGGCUAAGAAUAGGGCGGGUCAAAGAUUGAUGUAUAUUCCUAGAUACAAAGAGCAUACUGUAUCACAUGAUUUUUUUACACAAUUUGGAAACACAAAGAUAUUUGUAAAGAAAAUGCACGAAGGAUAUGGACUUGUCUGCCAUCGUGCGAUAAAAGCAUGUUGCGAAGCGAUUGGGAUAAAGGAUAUACAUGCCAAAGUAGAAGGUUCUAUAAAUUUACAGAAUAUUAUAAAAGCUUUCUUUAUUGGUUUAUUGCAACAGAAAUCGUAUCAACAACUAGCGGACGAAAAACAAUUGCACUUGGUUGAAUUUAAAUCAGAAAACGGAAAUUAUCCAGAAGUAAUCGCUUCGCCAUCGAAAGUUAGAAAGCCAGAAGAAGUAACGUCGCAUGAGAUCCUCGAUUUUACUCAAUACGUUUUGGGUGGCAAAGUAAUAUUGCAAAAAAAGAGACCUCCUGCAUUUUAUACUAAACUUCCAUCGUUUAAAACAAAAUUGGUAAAAUUAGAACGAACGAGACACUUCGAUGAAACGAGGAUAAAUUUACUAGCAGAAUACGGAGCAUUGCAUAGUUUUCUGACUAAAAAGUAUCCGGAGGCAAAGCUGUGUCCUAAGCCAAAGCAAAGCAAGAACAACGAAACUGAGGAAUAGAGAGUGUAUCUGAUUGUUACUGUACUCUAUGUAUGAAUGCUUAUAAUAAAGCCCUUAUUAUUACAAGAUUAUGUUUUUAUAUUGAA